AUGAGGCUGAUCAGUAGGGAUGCACCAAUUCCAAUUCUAAUUCUUGGCUUGGAAUUGUCGGAAUUGGUUAGAAUUGGAAUUGGAAUUGGUCGGAAUUGGUCGAAAUUGGAAUUGGAAUUGGAAUUGGUGGGAAUUGGUUGGAAUUGGAAUUGGAAUUGGUCUGAAUUGGUUGGAAUUGGAAUUGGAAUUGGUCGGACUUGGUCAGGAAUUGGUUGGAAUUGGUCGGAAUUGGUCGGAAUUGGUUUGGAAUUGAUUGGAAUUGGAAUGGAAUUGGUUGAAAUUGGUCGGAAUUGGUCGGAAUUGGCCGGUAUUCGUCGCAAUCAGCAUCGAUUAGUGGUAGGUAUGUCACAAUUCCAAUGCAGUAUUGACCUAUUGGUAUUGAAUAGUAUUCGUAUUUGCUAUAUCCCUAAUUUUUUCGUUCAAGGAGGGUUUUUUAAGAAAAUAACGAUUCUUUAUAAAGUUUCACCAAAGGUUUUUGGGGUCGAGGAAUUUGAAUCUGCAAUCAGUUAUUAAAAUUUUAUACUUGAUUUUUUCACGGGACAAAGGGUUUUUUAAGAAAAUAACGUUUUUCUAUAAAGUUUGACCAAAGGUUUUCGGGGUCGAAGAAUCCGAAUCUGCAAUCAGUUUUUUAAAUUUUAUACUUGAUUUUUUUCACGGGACAAAGGGUUUUUUAAGAAAAUAACGUUUUUCUAUAAAGUUUGACCAAAGGCUUUUGGGGUCGAAGAACCUGAAUCUGCAAUCAGUUUCUGACAAUUUUGAGUUUGACUUUCUUACUAAGAAAUAUUUUUAGCAAAAAAAAAAUCGGUUUUUCCUUAAAAAACAUUUUUUUAAGUGAGAAAGUGAUUUUCGUGUACUCAAAAAGUGAGUACACUCUAGAAUCGGUCAGUGUGACCGUCCGUUCGUCAGGCAGUUUACACGAUAACUCUUGAGAAGAUAAACCGAUUGUCAUGAAACUUUCUGCAUAGAAUUGUCUCAUUGAUAUCUCGGUCGAGUGCGAAUAUGAGAAUGAUUCGUCAAGAAAUUAUUGAGUUAUCGCAAAAAAUGUCAUUAUUUCGUGUGCUUUUCUAUGCAAACAUGGACCUAUCCUGGUUUUCGUAAAAACUCUUUUCUCGUAAUCAAUAGAAAUCUCAACUAUUAUAUACCAUUCGAUAGAGAAUUUCACGGGUUACAAAAUGGUAUAUAAAACAUUAAGAAACAAGAAGGUUAUUGGAAAGAUACUUGGUACUAAUUUUUACUUUAAACAUAGGAGCGAUAUACCAUUCACAUACAGCACUGUGUGAUUGCGAGGGCACUAUCUCUAAAGUAAACUACUGUCCGUUUCAAAAUAAAAUGUGCGUGGGUAUUUUUUGAAUAACUUUUGAUAGGAACAAGAUAGAGAGGUGCGGUUUUCGCCAUUAGAAAGAGAAGGCUCAGAGACAUUAAUAAAUGCUAAAAUAUGAUUGGUGAGCAAUGGACCAAUCUGAUGCAUUCUCGAUAGAUAUGUUGAGCACCCUUAGUCUGAAGUCAUUUCUCAACCUAACCCUAUUUGUUCAUUUAUAGAU
Rotaria sp. Silwood2 is the source of this 1541-nucleotide messenger RNA. The record is from the annotation of a GenBank genome assembly. NCBI's taxonomy places the organism in Eukaryota, Metazoa, Rotifera, Eurotatoria, Philodinida, Philodinidae.